AUGGAUGAGAACGAGAAAAAAGCGAGAGAACUAAUUGCAGAGGCACAGAAAAAGAAUAAAAAAGGAUUCUUUUCUUUUGGUUCAGGUUCAGACAAGACAGAUGAAAUGAUAUCACUGUAUGAAAAGGCAGGAAAUUGUUUUAAAAUGGCCCACAAUUGGACAGAGGCCGGUAACGCAUUUCUGGAAGCUGCAAGUCUUAGUUUGAGCCAAAAAUCAAAGCACGAUGCAGCUACUCACUAUGUGAACGCAUCACUGGUUUUUAAAAAGGAUGAUUCCAAAAAGUCUAUUCAAUGUCUCACCAAGGCAAUUGAAAUAUAUACCGAGAUGGGUCGGUUUACUAUAGCUGCAAAACAUCACAUGACCAUAGCUGAGAUUUAUGAAAAGGAUUUAGUCGAUAUAGAACAGGCGAUUCGUCACUACGAACAGGCAGCUGAUUAUUACAAGGGUGAAGAAUCUAGUAGUUCAGCAAUGAAAUGUCAACUUGCUGUAGCUCAACUUGCGUCUCAAUUGGGACAAUACGAUAAGGCUGCCAACUUGUUUGAAGAGGCUGGUAAAGCAUCAAUGGAAAAUAAUUUAUUGAAAUACGGUGCUAAAGGACAUCUUUUCAAAGCUGCUAUUUGUCAUUUCUGUGUAGAUUUAAUCAAUGGCCAAAAAGCUCUUAAAACCUAUGAAGAAUGUUAUCCUAUGUUUGCUGACUCCAGAGAGUGUGGCUUAAUGAAGAAAUUAUCGGAAGCGUUAGAACAAGAAAAUGUAGAAGCAUUCACGGCAGCGGUUCAAGAAUAUGACAAUAUAACUCGACUUGAACCAUGGAUUACAUCACUUCUCCUUAAACUUAAGAAAACAAUAACUGAAGAAGAAGAUAUCACUUAG
Molecule: messenger RNA, 870 nt
Organism: Schistosoma turkestanicum
Lineage: Eukaryota; Metazoa; Platyhelminthes; Trematoda; Strigeidida; Schistosomatidae
Source: the annotation of a GenBank genome assembly